Coregonus sp. 'balchen' is the source of this 18793-nucleotide messenger RNA. NCBI's taxonomy places the organism in Eukaryota, Metazoa, Chordata, Actinopteri, Salmoniformes, Salmonidae. The record is from the annotation of a GenBank genome assembly.
CCCAGGGGGGUGUGGUCUUGGCAGAGUCGCAGCCAUUGACGGACAGGCAGAUCCAGCAGACGUUACUAACUGAGACAGCAGGGCUGUCGUUCAGGGCGGGGGGGAGCGCUAGAGACCCUCCCUCCGACAUGGAGAACGAACCCAGCAGCCCCACUCGCCUCCUCAGGAACAUACAGAGACAGGUACAUUUUCGAAUGUCAUUUAUUUCAACAGUAACAUUGCGACCUAGGUCUCUUUUUCAAGUGAGCCCUCUGUCAGAUGAUACUGUAUAUAGAGGAUGAGAUGUGUUUUUCCUCCUCAGUUCAGUAGAUAUACAGUGCUGUGAAAGUAUUUUCCCCCUUUCUAAUUUUCUCUACUUUUGCAUAUUUUUUAUACUGAAUUAUCAGAUCUUCAACCAAAACCUAAUAUUUGAUUAAGGAAACCUGAGUGAACGAAUAACACAAUUGCGUACUUAUUUAUGAAACACCCAAUGCCCCUGUGUGAAAAGUAAUUGCCCUCUUACACUCAAUAACUGGUUGUACCACCUUUAGCUGCAAUGACUCCAACCAAACUCUUCCAGUAGUUGUUGAUCAGUCUCUCACGUUGCUGUGGAAGAAUUUUGGCCCACUCUUCCAUGCAGAACUGCUUUAACUCAGCGACAUUUGUGGGUUUUCAAACAUGAACUGCUCGUUUCAAGUCCUGACACAUCUCAAUUGGGAUUAGGUCUGGACUUUGACUAGGCCAUUCCAAAACUUCAAAUUUGUUGCUUUUUAGCCGUUUUCAUGUAGACUUGAUUGUUUGUUUUGGGUCAUUGUUUUGCUGCAUGACCAGAGCAGAAUUCAUUGUUCCUUCUAAUAAGGCAAGUUGUCCAGGUCCUGAGGCAGCAAAGCAUCCCCAAACCAUCACAUUACCACCACAAUGCUUGACCGUUGGUAUGAGGUUCUUACUGUGGAAUGCAGUGUUUGGUUUUCGGCAGGAAUAAUGGGACCCAUGUCAUCCAAAAAGUUAUACUUUUGACUAAUCUGUCCAUAGAACAUUCAAAUCAGAUUUUAUUUGUCACAAGCGCCGAAUACAACAGGUGUAGACCUUACUGUGAAAUGCUUACUUACAAGCCCUUAACCAACAAUGCAGUUCAAGAAAGAGUUAAUAUGAACAAAAUAAAAAAUACAUAAAAAGUAAUACAUUAAAAUAUCAGUAACGAAGGCUAUAUACAGGGGGUACUGGUACCGAGUCAGUGUGCGGGGGUACAGGUUAGUUGAGGUAAUUUGUACAUGUAGGUAGGGGUAAAGUGACUCAUGUUUGAUACCAUUCCAAGAGUCUUGAUGAUCAUACAGGUGCUUCCACGUGCUUUUUGGCAAACUUAAGUCAACUUUUUGGACAAGAUGGGUCCCAUUUUAUGUCUGGCGAAAACCAAACACUGCAUUCCACAGUAAGAACCUCAUACCAACGGUCAAGUGUGGUGGUGGUAGUGUGAUGGUUUGGGGAUGCUUUGCUGCAGUUCAUGCUUGAAAACCCACAAAUGUUGCUGAGUUAAAGCAGUUCUGCAUGCAAGAGUGGGCCAAAAUUCCUCCCCAGCGAUUUGAGAGACUGACCAACAACUACAGGAAGCAUUUAGUUGCAGUCAUUGCAGCUAAAUGUGGCACAACCAGUUAUUUAAGAUCUCGUGACAUUUAGUAUAAAACAUUUGUAAAAAUAGAGAAAAUCAGAAAGGGGGCAAAUACUUUUUCAUGGCACUGUAUAGAGGAUGAUGUGUUGUUGUGUUGUCCUCUCAGAGUGCCCAACUGAGCCAGAUCGUCAACAGCCUGAUGCCUCCUCUGAACCUCUCUCCCUCCUCCUCUCCCAUCUCUAAAGACUCCUGGAGGUGGAAAGGACAGACCAAGAGAGCCUUCAGCAGGUACACACACAAUACACCUCGCCAGCCCACAUUGUCCUCUCCUGCGUGGUUUAGUUUAUAGGAUCACCUUACUCUUCCUGGGUUCAACAUCUAUGGUAGAUGCGUAACCAGGCCAGCCCAGUACAAUACAGUACAGCUUGGUUUGGCUCGACUCGGUUUGGCCCAGUAGUGUGAAAAGGGUAAUGGUGACCUUAACCCACAAUCAUGUCAUAACCAGAUAUUCCCACUAAUGUUUUCUGUAAUUAAUAGGCUGCUCUUUGCCAAUGGCAAUAUUUAUUCUGUUAUAAUAACUGCUCCCUGUGCCACUGUUGCAUACCAUGUCAAGGUGAAAAUCAAUUGGGCUGUCAAUCACAGUGUCCAUUAUUUUAUCUGAUUUAAAGGCUUUAAUUCUUAAAAUGUCUUAAAUUCUGUUUUCAAAGGUCUUAAAUGUGAAGACUACAGUGUUUGCGUUAUAUUGUGCCACUGCUUAAUUGUUGCCACCACGGAAAAAGAAACAAAAUGUAACAUUAAAUAAUACUCAAGAUCGAGCUAUCUACACCUGCGCCUCUGUGUGUGUACAUCAUGUGCGUGUGCCAUUGCCAGUCGGACUGUUGCCAGAAGAGAAAGAGGAGAGAGCAAGGAAGCAUAUACAAUUUGAUAGACAACAACACUAACUAGAGCUGGGAUGAUAAACCGAAAAUGACUGACAUUGCCCUUUUUGCUUGCGUCGGUAAUGUCAGUGAUUAGACUACACAACGUUCCUGCUGAUUUGUUGGGGUUCUAAAACCAUUAUUUUGUCAACAGUAAUGUGCAUUAACCUGCUUCCUGCAAUGAAAGCACAGUAUCUGCCCUGUCCCUGUUUUGCUGCUGGCUCUUACUCCCGCUCCCCCCUUGACAGAUGGAGUGAAGGGAGAGAAGCAUUCUGAUAAACUCAAGCAUACUGACCGUUAAGCAACAUUUCGAAAUAUAAUUGCGGGAAAGACACAUUUUUUAAAACAACUACUGAGUCUCAGCUUUAUCUGAGUAGAACAAUUAUUUCUCAACUGUCAAUAUAGAGGAAAUAACAUCACUUUACAAAUGCAGUAUGUCAUUGAGAUGAUGCGCCAACGGAGCGGAGUUUGCCAUUUGCAGUGGUAGCCUAUAUAGGCCUACCAAUGGAACGUUUUUGUAGGACAUUUACCGUUCUAUCAAUUGCAUGGCUAAAGCAACAAUAUCAUAUUAAGAUUUAGCAAUCUAGCUUAUAUGUUUUGAGUUCCCAUUUCCUCAGGUGGUAAAUAAUUUGUAAUGUCUUACUUGGCACUGGAAAAAGUCAGUCUAGAGCCCUCCCGCGUAACUACCUUGCUUGGAAGUAUAGCCAUUUGAUACUUGAUUCACUGAAUUAUUUUAUUAGACUUUUGGAUUUUAGGCUAAUGUUCAAAUGUUAUAGCAUAGUACGUCCAGGAGAGCUACUGGGUGUGUAGACUUUUGUUCCAGCCUCACUCUAACACACCAGAUUCUACAAAUCAACAGGACCUUAUUAAGCUGACUUGGGUGUGUUUGAGCAGUGCUGACAGGUGUGGCAUAUCAAGAAGCUGAUUAAACAGCAUGAUCAUUACACAGGUGCACCUGUGCGGGGGACAAAAAAAGGCCACUCUAAAAUGUGCAUUUUUGUCACACAACACAAUGCUACAGAUGUGUCAAGUUUUGAGGGAGCGUGCAAUUGGCAUGCUGACUGCAGGAAUGUCCACCAGAGAAUUUAUGUAGUUUUAGAGAAUUUGGCAGUACGUCCAACCGGCCUCACAACCGCAGACCACGUGUAACCACGCCAGCCCAGGACCUCCACAUCCGUCCUUCUUCACCUGCGGGAUCGUCUGAGACCAGCCACCUGGACAGCUGUUGAAACUGAGGAGCAUUUCUGUCUGUAAUAAAGCAUUUUUGAUGGGAAAAACUAAUUAUUAUUGGCUGGGCCUAUGCCCUCCCAAGUGCACCCCUGCCCAGUCAUGUGAAAUUCAUAGAUUAGGGCCUAAUGAAUUUAUUUCAAUUGACUGAUUUCCCUAUAUGAACUGUAACUCCGUAAAAUCAUUGAAAUUGUUGCAUGUUGCGUUUUAUGUUUUUGUAUUGAUAUCAAAGCCAAAAUUCUGAGAACUUGGGAUAGCCUAACAAAUGCAGAUGGGCGACCGCAUGCUUCAGCCGUCUAUAGCCUAGCCAGUAGCCAGUAUGCUACUACAUCCGUCUGGCUUAUUGCUAAACUAGCACACCUACCUGGUAAUAAGAGCCAUGUAGGCUAUAGCUUUGGUGAAAGAGCCAGCCCUAAAAAUAUGACUUUUUACCUCUACAUUUGUAUUAGAUUGCAUUCCAAGUGGCAUUAAAAAGGUAUUUAAAAAGUCUUAAAUUCAGCUUCAUGUAACCUGCAGAUACCCUGCAAUCAAAAGCCACAUCAAAUGGUUCCAUACGAAAUAAAAAUACUAUGGAUUACUUAGAUGCCAGAGAUUAGAUUCUGUAGGCAGACACUGUUUUAAUGAUGUGACAUAAUGGCUUCUAGACAGCCCUGUUAUAAGGCACAACCACUCCCUCUAAAAAGCUAGGGUUGUGGAGUUCUUUGGGUGGUACGAACUACCCUCAGGGGUGCUAUACUCUAGGACUUCACAGAGCUGCUGUUUGUAUUUCUGUCCCAGGCAGCACAGCACAGCAGAGAAAAGUAUUUUGAGCAGACUGUUUGUCUAGUUUUAAUCCCAAGAUAUUUCAAGCCCGUUCCAGAGAGGACCAGGAGGCGGUGUCGGGUGAGGUUCGAGGAAGGCCAGGGAGGUUACUGUGAUCUAGGAGGAUAACUAACUAAAUCAGUUCAUUUCCUCUAACAAAGGGAAACAUAAAUAUCCCACCAAGGCUGGAAAUUACAGGCCCCUAGUGAGUGUUGAACCAGUGACGUUCUAAAGCCAGUAUCCGCUAGUCUAGGCUCUGUCCCAAAUGGCACCCUGUUUCCUAUAUAGUGCACUACUUUUGACCAGUGCCCGUAAUUAUCUGGACAAAAGUAGUGCACUAUAUAGGGCUAUGGGUCCUGGUCAAAUGUAGUGGCCGAAGCCCUAUUCUACAGCCCAGAGAGGACCUCAGAUCUCCUAUCCAUCACUAUGAUUUUCAACAUGCUCCCUAGCCUUAAAACAACCCGUGGAAAGGUUUCAUGUGUCCGGCUAUGAUUUGGAUCAAUGACAUUAAGCUCAAGUUCUUCCUUCCUCUUGCCCUUUUUACUCUCAAUAAUUAAGUAUGGAUUUAUUCCAAAUUGCACCCUAUUCCCUAUAUAGUGCACUAUUUUGAACAGAGCCUUAUGGGCCCUGGUCCAAAGUAAUGCACUGUAAAGGGAAUACGGUGCCAUUUAGGACGCUACCCUCAAUUCCUAGUUUUCACUGACUCCCACGCUGUCAUGGAAAUAUAGAUCAGAUCUGGAAGCACUGAGCUAGAUCUUGUUGUUUGAGUCGUUUCAGGUUAUCUGUCAAUACAGCUCAGGGCUCUCUACAAAUAGGACUGCUGCAUGUGUGUGUUGACUGACUAAAAUUUACAUUUACAUUUUACAUUUUAGUCAUUUAGCAGACGCUCUUAUCCAGAGCGACUUACAUGAGCAAUUAGGGUUAAGUGCCUUGCUUAAGGGCACAUCGACAGAUUUUUCACCUAGUCGGCUCGGGGAUUAGAACCAGCUACCUUUUGGUUACUGGCACAACGCUCUUACCCACUAAGCUACCUGCCGCCCUAUGGUGUGAGUUCAAUGACUAAAGGUGUGUCUCAAAUGCCACCCUAUUCCUUACAUGGUUAACUACUUUUGAUCAGGGCUCUGGUCAAAAGUAGUGCGCUAUAUAGGCAAUAGAGUGCCAUGUCAUUUGGGACAUAUACUAAGUGUCUCCUCUUGUCUCCAUGCAGUGGUCUGCUCCUGGGAGGAUAUGACCCCUUCUCCCAGAAGGGACCCAAGAGGAGGAGAGUGAACCGCAGGAGACAACACUUCCUCCAAGUGGAUGCUACCUGUGUCUCAGCCCGCACCCGACCCUUGGUCACCUAUCACAAACCUCGACUCUUCAUUAACACCAGCCACAGACAGCAGGUAGGGACCUUUCACCUCUGGGCCCAUAUUCAUAAAGCGUCUCAGAGUAGGAGGGCUGAUCUAGGAUCAGUUUUGCCUUUAAGAUCAUGAUGAAUAUGAUUUUGUGGACGGGGGACCUGAUCGUAGAUUAGCACUCCUACUCUGAAAUGCUUGAUACAUACGGCCCCUGACCUUCACCUCCUCUCACUCAGGAGGCAAAUCACUAACCACCACAUCCUCAAUGUGUGAUGCUAUUGCCUGGCUAAAGGCAUCACACAAGAUUGAAAUACAGUGCAUGUCUUUAUGCCACGUGUUUGGCCAAACCUGAGGUUAGAGGAUAGUGUUGGCUGCCAAUAAUGAAAUGUCAGAGGAUUGAAAAAAAUAAAGUAUCCUAAAUGAAAUUAGGAUUAAAGAGCUAAGUAAAGAAAGCUGUUCUGGUUUUUAAUGAUACGGAACUCAGCUUGACAUUUGAGAAUUACUCACAGAAACUCAAUCAUUUCCAUGGACUUUAAAUAAAGCAUAAUAAUAUAUUUCUGUCAUUUUUGCUAAUUGCUAUGCAAUAACUCUACUGUACCAUUAGACUUGAACAAAAGUUUGUUAAUCUAUGAACUGCUGGUUUAUUUAAAGUGGACUGUUAAUUGUAGCUGUAGUCUUUGGAAAGGGAUCCUAUGCUGUGUCAUUUACAGGAUGUGUCCCUAACAGUGUCAUUUAGACACAAGCACUCUGACUGAUACAUAAUAGUCUCAUCAUAAUGCUGUGAAGAGCUCUGUGAAGCAGUUGAACAAGACAGAGUGGAGCAGUGCAUUUUAAUGUCAAACCCUGCAUGACUGCCAUUCCCUGCCACUGCUUUGGUCUGGUCUAGCCUGGUUCCAGAUCUGUUUGUGGUUUUGCCUACUCCAUUGUCAUUGUCAGACCAAUUCCAUAAGGAGUUGGCAAGAGAGCAGAAACAGACUGGCAUUCAUCUGGUCUGUUCUGCGCUCUAAAUAUCAACCUGCAACACACAUAGCCCAUAGGGCUCUGGUCAAAAGUAGUGCACUAUAUAGGGAAUAGGGUGCCAUUUGGGACACACAAAGUGUAUCCAUCUCUUCAGUCCUGCUGCUGAUCCUCUAGUCCAGGGUUCCCCAAUUGGUGGCCUGCGUGCCUAAUUAUUAUUUCAAUUUUCUUAUUGUUGGACAUAAAAGACUGUAAAAACACCAGGAAAUCAGCUCCAAGGGAUUUUAAUUGUGAAAAUCUGUUCCCAAGUAUUCCCACGCAUAAUAGAGAGACACGUGAUCAUAAGUGUAAACAAGGUUUGAAAUGAUUAUGUUUUAGUCAAAUAUUAUAUCUGUUUGGGCUUCUUGUGGUCAAUUUGCAGUCUACAAAUUAUUAGAAAUUAAGUUCUGGUCCCCUGACCAUCCGCUCAAGAAAAAAUCGGCCCGCGGCUGAAUCUAGUUGAUGAUCCCUGCUCUAGUCUCUGCCUCAAAAAAAACAAAGGGAGCCAGGCAGGGGUACCUCUCUGACUGGUGUUAUUACAGAGUAAGACAAUGUGCCAAGCUUACUGAGAUAUUAAUGGAGGAAAGGAAGGAGAAGAAAGCUGUUAAAGACUUAAUUAGUUUAAUUAGCGUGAUUUAACUGAGCAGCUGGCUGCUCCUCCAGGGCACAGUGACUCACACAGCAACAACACAGCAAGGCAACGUGUUAGCCCAACCCUGGUUUCUCAGUUCUGCUAAGUCACAACACUAUGUUUAAACCUUCUGUAAACACAUUCACCUUGGUCCUUCUUUUGUAAAUUACUUUAUAUGGUGGUCAUUGUCUCUGAGAGUAUUGCUAUCUUCAAGAGCCACAGGUGGUUUGCGUUAAUAAUAGUUUCCUGGAUUAAAUCAGUGGUAUCCACAGGUCCUGGAGGUGUAUGGAGUAAGUUAUUCUACUAUCUGUAAAUUACUGCUUUUAUUCAUCCCUCCUCUCUCCUGUAGGACCCAGCCUCCCUCUCCUCCUCCCUCUGUCCCACCUGUGUCUCCUGUGACCCCCUGGCCCUGUGUUCUGACCCAGCUUGUUCCUCCGGCAGCACCCUGACCUCCAGGACCAGUCGCUUUAGGACACACCCUGUUCUCUCUCUCCCCUCAGGUAGGUACAUCCCUCCCUGUGCUGGACAGACAUUAUGAUACUGUAUGUGUUGUUGUGUUAGGCUAACUGGACUGUACCUAGGGCUGUUGUGGUGACCGUAUUACUGCCACACCGGCAGUCAUGAGUCAUGACCGCAGUCAAAUUCCACGUCACGGUAUUCUCCUCUUAUGCACUCUGGACAUGCGUUGGUAGUACCCAACUCGCUAACGACCAUCAGGUCACCAAGGGCCUGGUACUCAGGGCUCUAUUGUCCCUCUAACCACUCUGACAUCAAUGCAAAUGCUUUCAAAGAAUACAUCAAACACUUAUCAUCAAAACAGUGCCAUGCUUUUAAAAACUCACCAUUAGGCUACAUUUGUUGACCUCACUGUGAUGAUCAAUUUGAAGAAAGAAGUUCAACAGGUGGAAACUGAGUGGAAAAAAUGGUCAUUGUGGAUGUUGUUUCAAAGCACAACGAAAUGGACAGGCUUUCUAAGGUGAUGAUUCAUUCAAAGCAUUUAAAGCUGCACUAUGCAGAAAUCUCUCUGCCAUUUCCUGGUCGCUAAAAUUCUAAUAGUUCGCCUAAUUUCAGUUUAUGUGACAAAACAAGCAUGUAUAGUGAAGAGAAUCAUUGUACCAUAUAAACCAGUGUUUCCCAACCCUGGUCCUCCAGUACCCCCAACAGUAUACAUUGUUAUUGUAACCUUGGACAAACACACCUGAUUCAACUUGUCAACUAAUCAUCACGUCCUCAAUGAGUUGAAUGAGGUGUGUUUGUCCGGGGCUACAACGAAACUGUACUGUUGGGGGUACUCGAGGACCAGGGUUGGGAAACACUGGUCUAAACCGCUGCGAAAUAUAUUUUCCAUAACCAAAAAUAUUGUAUUUUCAGCUGUUUGAAGCUAGUGUACAAAACCAAAGUAAAAGAGGCAAAAACGUAACUUAAGAACGGGAACCAUAGAAAUAGAGCGCACAGAACAGAUAUACUGCUUCUUAGACUUGCUUUCAAUUAAGAAUGACAGAUCUAUAACUUACCUUUCUAUGUGAAUUUGGUGGGGUCGCCCAAAAAGUUACAUAUUGCAGUUUAAGACGUUGCAUGUAGAACACCAAUACGCAUAUUAUUGUCCAUUUACAGAUGCGGAAAAUAGAAUACAGUACAGUGUAUUCUGCAAAACGUAUUCUGUUACCCUGUCCUUCUCAAGCCCUUUAAAUCACCUUCCUUGGUCUGUGUUUUCCUGUAGCUCUAUCAUUUACAUUUUAGUCAUUUAGCAGAAGCUCUUAUCCAGAGCGACUUACAGUUAGUGAGUGCAUACAUUUUCAUACUCUAUCUAUUGUGCUGUGGAGGUUACAUCCCACGCACCCUCACUCUCAGAACAGCUCUCUCUCUGUUGUAUGUGGAAUGUAGACUAUAGAGUUAUUAAGACCUGACAGGGCUCUCAAAUCAACAAUGCAGCUGUUAGCUGUACUCCACACAGCUGUAUUGGGAUGAAGUUAUUACUGGGGGAUCUGGCUAGGAGAUGGUGUAUUGGCUCUUAUAACCUGGGUGGUUCGAGCCCUGAAUGCUGAUUGGCUGACAGCCGUGGUAUAUCAGACCGUAUACCAUGGGAAUGACAAAACAUUUAUUUUUACUGCACUAAUUACAUUGGUAACUAGUUUAUAAUAGCAAUAAGGCACCGUUGCGUUGUGCCUAAGAACAGCCCUUAGCCAUGGUUUAUUGGCCAUAUAACACACCCCCACGUGCCUUAUUGCUUAAUUGUACAGGGGUGGGCAAACUUUUUGGCUCAAGGACCACAUCGGGAUUUCGAUUAUUAUUAUAAAAAAUUCAUUGUGGGCCGCAUCUGCUCUAGUAUGUAGGAAGGUAGAUGGAGAGAUUCAGAGAGUCAUGCUCAUUGUUCGAUCCAUAUUCUUCUAGAAUGUUCUUCUUCUAUUCUUCUCUUCAAACUUAAUCCAGACCAAACCUGCUGACUGAGUGUAUCUCGUCUCCACAGAUAGCCUUCUGUCCCACCACCUCCAGAACUCUGCCCUGCUCAGAGAGGACUGGGUCCAGCGACCUCUACUACCGGUCAAGACAGAGUCCAGUCAUGUCUACUACCACCAGAGCUAUAGGGACAGGGGACACACUUCUCCAUCAGGGUUCAGUGAGUAGCAUCUAAUAGACUAUUACUAAUGGUUUCAGAAAACAGUAUGACCCAUCUUAAAACCAACAGUGUCCCCUGAAACCUGGCAGGGAUUCCUCCUCUUUUAAAGUAAUAGAUUGACAGUGAUCUCAGCUAUGCUCAUAUCUGGUGUAAAGACUCCUACUGAGCUACCAGUGUAGAUUAGAUGUUUUGGCAUUGGCAGUAAUUCUCUUUGGCAUCUCACCGGGGGACUUUCACAGCAGUAAGCUCUGAGUCAGCUAGUCUAAUCAUUACUCUCCUGUUGCUCUUCGCCGCUCGCUCUGUUGGCUAUUGACUGCAGGAGGGUUAACGAUCCUAAACAUUCCCAAUGAUCCUCACUGGGCUGAAGGGAGAGGUUCUGAGGCUGUGGCUGGAGAGAGGGGCUGGCUAGAGGGGUUGAGGAGAGGGGUUGAGGGGCUGGGGCACUGGCACAUGGCUAAUUAGGAGAAUGCUGGUUUAGUCUUAGAGACGUAAUCUACACUGCUCCACUCGAUUUCCUGUCAGCCUGAAUCACCCCACACGGACAAUGAUUGAUCUAAAAACAAACACCACAAGGAAUAUUCUACUGACAUUUGCUAUUAUGUGGUAGAUCACCCUUACUUGUUCGCGUGAGAUGUUGUGAGAGGGAGGGAGAGGGGGAAAUUGUUGUGAGAGGGCGGGAGAGGGGGAGAGGGGGAAAAUGUUGUGAGAGGGAGAGGGAGGGAGAGGGGGAGAUGUUGUGAGAGGAGGGGAGUUGUUGUGUGAGGGAGGUGAAGGGCAAUGUGUGAAAGACAGGAAGGGAAGAGGGGGGAGAUGAGAGAGCUGCAGGUAUUGUCCUGCUUAUCUGGCCCUGACAGGCAGGCAGCACGGCGGUGGCAGUUUGAGGCGUUAUUUAGGAUUCAGCACCACUUGUCCUGUUCAGCCCUGCAACCUUACAGCUCAAACUGCAGAUUACCAUAUCAUCGAUGUCAUUAUCAGCCCCCAAACAACAACAUAUCUGUUAUCCUAACAAUGAAACAGGCCCAAGACAAAGACCUUGAUUGUUUGUAGAACUGAAGUGGGAAAGCAUUGAGAAGGCAUAUGUCUAACCUAAUGGGAUUAAUAGUUAAACAUUAGACUGAUAUGUUAUUAUAGGCUACUCUCUAACCAAGCCUUGUAAUCCUAUGGGGGAUUUGGAAGGUGGUUUCACAGACAAGGGGAAUUCCAGUCUGUUGCGUUAACAUGGCUGCUGUGUCAUUCCAGGUUACAGCCACAUGCAGCAUGGGAGGAACCGGAGGGGAGUGGCCAGGGGCGUGUCACCUGUCAGAUGGGCGGGUUCCGCUCAGACCCCACACAGGAAGGCCUAUCGCGGGGGGAGGAAGAAGAGACACACCCACAGGACCAUAGAAGGUACACUACAUGGCCAAAAGUAUGUGGACACCUGCUCGUUGAACAUCUCAUUCCAAAAUCAUGGGCAUUAAUAUGGAGUUGCCCCCCCCCCCCCCCCCCAUGCUGCUAUAACAGCCUCCACUAUUCUGGGAAGGCUUUCCACUAGAUGUUGGAACAUUGCUGCGGGGACUUGCUUCCAUUCAACCACAAGAGCAUUAGUGAGGUCGGGCACUGAUGUUGGGCGAUUAGACCUGGCAUGCAGUCGGCGUUCCAACUCAUCCCAAAGGUGUUUGAUGGGGUUGAGGUCAGGGCUCUGUGCAGGCCAGUGAAGUUCUUCCACACCGAUCUUGACAAACCAUUUCUGUAUGGACCUCGCUUUGUGCACGGGGGCAUUGUCAUGCUUAAACAGGAAAGGGCCUUCCCCAAACUGUUGCCACAAAGUUGGAAGCACAGAAUCUUAUAGAAUUGCAUUGUAUGCUGUAGCGUUAAGAUUUCCCUUCACUGGAACUAAGGGGCCUAGCCUGAACAAUGAAAAACAGCCCCAGACCAUUAUUCCUCCUCCACCAAACUUUACAGUUGGCACUAUGCAUUGGGGCAGGUAGCGUUCUCAUGGCAUCCGCCAAACCCAGAUUCGUCCAUCGGACUGCCAGAUGGUGAAGCGUGAUUCAUCACUCCAGAGAACGUGUUUCCAUUGCUCCAGAGUCCAAUGGUGGAGAGCUUUACACCACUCCAGCCGACGCUUGGCAUUGCACAUGGUGAUCUUAGGCUUGUCUGCGGCUGCUCAGCGGUCCCGUUCUGUGAGCUUGUGUGGCCUACCACUUCGUGGCUGAGCCGUUGUUGCUCCUUGAUGUUUCCACUUCACAAUAACAGCACUUACAGUUGACCGGGGAAGUUCUAGCAGGGCAGAAAUUUGACAAACUGACUUGUUGGAAAUGUGGCAUCCUAUGACGGUGCCACGUUGAAAGUCACUGAGCUCUUCAGUAAGGCCAUUCUACUGUCAAUGUUUGUCUAUGGAAAUUGCAUGGCUUGGUCCCAAUUUGUAUAUACCUCUCAGCAACGGGUGUGGCUGAAAUAGCUGAAUCCACUAAUUUGAAGGGGUGAUCCCUGGGAUAGGAUUUUUCUUGAUUAAUCAGGAAUUCCUGCUUCUCUGACAUUUAUUCUCCAUUAAAUUCUAAUAGAAACUGACCUAUCCCCUAGCUAAGUCAUGAUUUCCUUGAUUUUCUAUGUUGUCCUGAUCAUAUCCAACUGGUUAUUACAUGCAUGUAGCCUGCUAGUGUAGUUAUGUAGUCAUUACACAUAUGCUAUGUAGCCUGUUACAGAGCGACCCAUGGUGUUAACAGUAAUGUGUUGUUGGUCUCUAGAUGAAGAGGACCUCUUGUCUCAGCUGUCAGACCCUGAGAACAGUCCAGAGGAGAGCCUGGAGGAUGCCGUUACACCCCAGACCUCACACACACAUAAACAGGUAGCACACACACACACUGUAGCUCCAAUACUGCCUGGUUACCUGUGUGCAUUAUAGCUCCAAUACUGCCUGGUUACCUGUGUGCAUUAUAGCUCCAAUACUGCCUGGUUACCUGUAUGCAUUAUAGCUCCAAUACUGCCUGGUUACCUGUGUGCAUUAUAGCUCCAAUACUGCCUGGUUACCUGUGUGCAUUAUAGCUCCAAUACUGCCUGGUUACCUGUGUGCAUUAUAGCUCCAAUACUGCCUUGCUACCUGGAUUUAUAGCUUGAGUAGUAAGCAACUUGUCAAUUGACUUGUAAUACAUUGCAUUCUGAGUUGAGAAGUUUAUAAUGAACGGUGUGCUUGUUGAUGUAUUAGAGAGCUAUGUGACAGUUUUGUUUAUGUUAUUUUGUUCUCAGGGCCCAAUCCGCAGACGUCAGGGAGAGAGUGUUUACAACAUUGACAACAUCGUCAUCCCCAUGGCCCUGGCUGCCACUACCAAGGUGGAGAAACUCCAGUACAAAGACAUUAUAACACCAAGGUAUGACUUCUGGUGCUUGUUCUUUGGCUUGAGUUACUUCUCAACAAAAACUACAGCCUCCUGUUUUUGCUUAACACUAUUUUGAGUUUGAAUGAUCAAACCUUUCCAGAAAAUAGUCUGUUCUUUGAUGUCCUUUGAUUUGUGUGUUAGUUCUUCACCUUACACGUUGAGCUGCUCCUCCCUCCGACCCUACAGCUGGAGAGUGGUUGAUAACGCACCCCUGGAGGAGAGAGAGAGACAGGAAGAGGAGGAGGAAGAGGAGCUGCUGUGUGACGAGACCUUUUCCCAGAGGCAUCUGGGGUGCGAAAAGAGAGAGAAACUCUGCUGGACCUCCUGGGAUAAGAGCAGAUGCUACAGACGCACCACCAGGUGGGCACUGGGCACCUCACACUUCAACUUUCUGCUCCUGAUUGAACCUGCAAUAAAGCUUAUCAUCUCAAUGUAUCUCAAUACAAUACACAGUGUCUGUUUUUUCCUUAGAGGAUGAAGUGCGGCAUACUCUUGUUCCGAUGCAGUAGUUUCUAUUUAAUAUCACCUGUCUCUGUAGGUCUGGCAGUAGGAACGAUGGAGCAGGUGUUUCUGAAUGGGACUGCGCUGUCAGGGGUGACACCAGAAGGGACACCAGAAGGUGACACCAGAGGUGACAUGAGCACUCACGUGGACUGGAGCUGCAGUCAUCUGGACACGGACACAGACAGAGCCUUAGAGGAGUGGGUGGUAAGAAAGGACAUUCACUGUCUAGUCCUUACCAGCCUGAAGUCUGGAUCCUGGUUCACCUCUUUGUUACAUUCUGAGUAUGACGUCUUGGUACUACCAGUUCUUAACCCUGCUGCAGGGUUUUCAUUAUGAAAAUGUGGUGCUGGAAAUUUCACCAGCAACAUUUUAAUUUACCUGACAUUUGAGAAGUUUACUGGACCCAUAUGCAUUGGGUGCAUAACCUGAUUCGGGCGUCCACCCACGGUGCUCAUAAUGACAGAAAUCACUUUUAGGUUAUGGUAAUUCAUCUUAACAGAACAUGCAAGUAGAGGAUGCAAUGAAGUGCGUCCUUCUUAUCGAAUUCUGAUGUGCACUUUGUCCACAUUUACUUUUCCUCAGCCAAAAAGUAACAAACAGCAACAUCACUAGCCUAUGUCAAUCUACUAUCUCCCAUAGUAGAAACGUUGACCUCUUCUAUUGGUCAGCUUGUUGAGAAAGAAAUAGCCUACAGAAAAAAAAAGCAAUGAGUGAUGCAACGGAUCAGAACGUUUAGCUUAAAAUGUUGCUAAACUAUUAGGCCUAUUUAUUCACAUUAUAAGCGCAGCAAUGCGCACAAGGCCUUAGUCUUCUCGCAAAUGUUAGCUUCAUAAUAGGCCUACAAUUAGAAACAGGGGAAAUUUAAGGAUGCAACAACUAUGGGUUGCUAAUAUGACUAGGAUUGUGCCUUAGGCUAAAAAGCAUUAUUUCGCAAUGGGAUUAGUAUUUUUUUCUCCCUGAUAAUUGUCCAGUGCCAAUUUUAUUUAUUGGCUUUGCUAUUUAUUUUUGGGCCAAAGGCCAGCUAUUACCGGCUAACAGAAACCCUGCCCUGCUGGUAGGAACAUUCCAAUCAAUAACCUAUUAACUUUAAUGCAGAGUUGCUAGCAUAAACUAUGCUAUUUUCUGUUAUACACAAGUAUGUUAAUAAUCAAGCUGAAUUAGUUAAAGCUUUUACUUACAAGCAUGACUCACUGAGACUGAACAACCGUUUCUGAUUAGGUGAGAUAUGAAUAUUGGGCAUAUCAUGUAAGAGGCUUUAGUACAGCACCCAUUAGUUGUGACCAUGAAACGUCCCUGAAAUAAAAAGCCUAUCAGAUAUCGGCUGUGUAUAUCUGCAAUAGGAGGGUUUGUGGGUAGUAGGCUGGUUGAGGAGCUCUUGAGCCUACACAGAUGCACUGUGGGUGAUUAGACAUGGCUGAUUGGAGUGGUUUCUGAUUGGACUGAAGUCUUAACAGGAGAAAGCUCAGCAGCACAGGCACUAUGGAUGCAAAUUUUGGUGAACUAAUUGACCCCCAUUAACCAGUUAACAAUCGGUUACAUUAGUUCCAAACAGCAAAAUAACGUAGCCUAGAGAAAAUACUAUGCAUGUGUAUUCAUGGGUUGCAUGUUUCGUCAUAUUGUUUUGAACGUUUGUUUUGUACUGAGGACCAACUGAGCAUUCUUCUCAAUGCAUUGCCAAUGAGCACUGAUGAAAAAGAUUUCUUCAAAAGUGCAUUACAGUGGCUUGGAAAUACAAUGCAUUUCAAAAGGAAGCAAAUGAUUAGUAGGAAAAUCUUUUGUCAUCAUUUUGAUGUUGCCAGAUUGACUUUAGAUGCAGUGUAACGUUAGCUAGUUAGCUAAGAUUAAGGGGAGGUCACCAGAUUUUAGCUAGCUAACGUUAGCGUUGCUAGCUAUUUAUGACUAACUUUGCUAGCUAAUGACAACAUUGUCAUCUGUUCUAAAGUUCAUUUGACGACAUCAUAAUGCUGGCAAAGUUGUUUCUUACUAAACAUUAGACUACCUUAGCAUUGUCAUCGUAUUUCCAGACACUAUAGUGUAAUUUAGAUGAAACAUUUGUUAGACUCUUUCCAGGAAUUAUGUACAGAUCCCAAACAUGCUCAAUGUCUGGUGAGUAUUCAGGCCAUGGAAGAACUGGGACAUUUUCAGAUUCCCGGAAUUGUGUAAAGAUCCUUGCAACAUGGGGCUGUGUAUUAUCAUUCUGAAACGAUGGCGGCGGAUGAAUGGCACAACAAUGGGCCUUGUGGAUCUCAUCACGGUAUCUCUGUGCAUUCAAAUUGCCAUUGAUAAAAUGCAGUUGUGUUCGUUGUCCGUAGCAUAUGCCUGCCCAUACCAUAACCCCACCGCCACCAUUGGGAAUUCUGUUCACAAUGUUGACAUCAGCAAACCGCUCGCCCACACGACACCAUACACGCGGUCUGCCAUCUGCCCGGUACAGUUGAAACAUGGAUUCAUCCGUGAAGAGCACACUUCAAAGGUGAGCAUUUGCCCACUGAAGUCGGUUACAACGCAGAACUGCAGUCAGGUCAAGACCCUGGUGAGGACGACGAGCACGCAGAUAAGCUUCCCUGAGAUGGUUUCUGAUAGUUUGUGCAGAAAUUCUUCGGUUGUGCAAACCCUCAGUUUCAUCAGCUGUCUGGGUGGCUGGUCUCAGACGAUCCCGCAGUUGAAGAAGCCUGGUGUGGAGGUCCUGGGCUGGCGCCGUUACACGUGAUCUGCGGUUGUGAGUCAGUUUGGACUACUGCCAAAUUCUCUAAAACUACAUCAAUUCUCUGGUGGACAUUCCUGCAGUCAGCAUGCCAUUUGCAUGCUCCCUCAAAACUUGAGACAUAUGUGGCAUGGUGUUGUAAGGCAAUAAAUAGUAAAAAUGCCAAGGGGGUGAAUACUUCCGCAAGCCACUGUACAUAUACACAUUUUAGAGUGGCCUUUUAUUGUCCCUAACACAAGGUACACAUGUGUAAUGAUCAUGCUGUUUAAUCAGCUUUUUGAUAUGCCACACAUGUCAGGUGGAUGGAUUACCUUGGCAAAGGAGAAAUACUCACUAACAGGGAUGUGCACAACAUGUGAGAGAAAUAAGCUUUUUGUGUGUAUGGAAUAUUUCUGGGAUCUUUUAUUUCAGCUCAUGGAACAUGGGACCAACACUUUACAUGUUGCGUUUAUAUUCGUGGUCCUCUGUAGCUCAGCUGGUAGAGCACGGCGCUUGUAACGCUUGUAUCCCCGGGACCACCCAUACACAAAAAAAAUGUAUGCACGCAUGACUGUAAGUCGCUUUGGAUAAAAGCGUCUGCUAAAUGGCAUAUUAUAUUAUAACAGGUCUAAAUAUGUGUCAUGACAGUGUUAUGACCAUAUUAUGACAAGUUAUGUCAGCUGUUAUAACAUUAUGACAUGGUUAUGUAUGUGUCAUAACAUGUUAUGAUGCUAGGUGUCAAGUAAAGUGUUAUGACUAGGAUUGUGCUUUAAGCUUGUGGACAGCUAAAUAAAGUUGAUAUCGAAACCAAUAGAACAGGUAGAGAAAUGCUGAUUUUAAAAUGGGAUCAAUAGAAAGCUGGGAUCCUCCUCUGUUCAAUAGACUAGCCAACUCUGUUUUCACUGGAAUUGUAAUAAGAAUUGUUGUGCAAUGGCUGGGCUUAUAUUAGCCUACAGGUUUCACUUCAAGCAUCAACCAACCUCGCUGCCCGACAGGUGAUAUUCUGCUUAAACUAAGCUCUGUAUGCAGUACGUGUGUGAUAAACAAGAUACAUGACGGACUAACAAAAAUACACACCCACUAAAUUAUGCUAAUUAACCUGUUAUAAACCGAUAAGCAUGAUCGGUCAAAUGUAUUUUUGGCAGCUAACUGAUCAACGGUUAACCGUUAAUAUCCCUAACAGGUACAUUUACAUCUCUUUACUUUUACCAUUCAAAAAUGCUGAAUUUAACCAAAUGACUUUGUUUCAGAUCUUAGUAUUGGCAGAUAAAUUAUUUGAAUAUUGUUCCUAAUGCAUGACUCCUACAGAAAGAGAGAGACUGUUUAACUGGUUCUAUGGUGGCAGAACAGGUAUAUUUAUUUGACCUCCGUGGUGCCACUGGCUAUCCUAAGUUGAAUGCACCAAUUUGUAAGUCGCUCUGGAUAAGAGCGUCUUUUAAUGUAAAUGUAAUGCAGCUUUAUGAAGUCAGUCUGGUCAUGAUAGACUGGGAGUGGUGUCUGUCAGCUUGGUGGUUGUCAGGAGAUAGGGAGAGUGCCCACUUUUAGUCGCACAUUCAGUGUACAGGCUGCAGGCUCCCUGGGGCGCAGGAUGUGGGUGUGAAAGUCACAGGGACCAUCCACACCUCACUUGGGAGCCUGUUAAUGGCUGUUUCUGUACUUGUCAUACGUCCUUCAGCUUGCGUUAUUGUUCUUUGAAUAGCGUUUUAAAUUGAAUCCUUUAUCAUAGGAGAAGAUAAAGAUGCGCAGUGAGUAUUAUACUAUCUCAAUGUCAUUUUUGCUGAACGUUACCCACAUAUUAAAGUGAUAAAUGUAAUAUCCUCAUAUCUAAUGUAGCCGUCAUUACUCCCUCCUCCUACCUCCCUUUGUCUGCAGCCUCGACUCCCGUGGGACAGUCGUGUGUUCCCGCUGUGUGAGGAUGAGGCUCUAAGGUGUCAUGAAGAGGAGCAGGAGGAGCCUCGCUGGGAGGAGAGAGAGAAAGCAGAUUCCACUAGCAGCACAGAUGACAGCAGCAGCUCUGUCCAGUCACCCCCAUCCUCAGCCCUGUCUUCAGCCCUGUCCCUGUCCAGUACAACGGCACCACCUGCUGGAUACUAUGAGAACAGCACCCUAACAGCAGACAGCAGUCACCUGAAAUGA